This is a messenger RNA of Medioppia subpectinata, 1626 nucleotides long. Lineage: Eukaryota; Metazoa; Arthropoda; Arachnida; Sarcoptiformes; Oppiidae. The record is from the annotation of a GenBank genome assembly.
AUAGGUUUAGAUGCUUUGAUCAACAACGCGGGCGUUUGUGUGAUGGGAGAGUUUGAUUGGUUGUCGUGGGAUCAGAUCCAGAGGCAGAUUGACAUCAAUUUAUUGGGAACUAUGCGAGUGAUCAAAACACUGUUGCCAUUAAUUAUCCAAAGCAAAGGUAGAGUAAUAAACGUGAGUUCAGUGAAUGGGAACUGUGCCUAUCCGGGCAUUAGUGUCUAUUGUGCCACGAAGUACGCCAUCGAAGGCCUGUCCGACGCGUUGCGGUUAGAGUUGUGCAAAUUUGGUGUGAAAGUGAUCGUGGUCAGACCAGGAGACUAUGCUAAGCUCACGAAUCUCAUGGCCGGCCAUUCGGCAAACGCCGACCAAAUGUGGCGUUUAAUGGACGACCAGAAGCGUCAACUCUACGGUCAAUACUUUCACGACUAUCACCAAAGCGUUGAGCUUAAUAGCGGUCUAACGAGUCCCGUGUCGUAUACGGCGUCCACUUUGUGUCAAGACUUUGAGGAAGCGGUUCUGGCGGUGGACCCGCGCCCGUACAUCACCAGCGCGUCACUACUGUUUCGAUUUUGUAUUCAAUUGAUUCAAACAAAAGACGUUAAGAUGUCAGCGGAUACAGUGGAAAGCGGUUCCUAUGAGUUCGCUCUCAUUUUGGACAAAAUGUUGGCCACCGACUCGAAGAACCUGGUCUUCUCGCCCUUCUCACUGCUCACCGCAAUGUCGAUGACACUAAUGGGCGCCCGAAACACGUGCGGCGAUGAACUGUCACAAGUGCUGUUCGGCAAGAAGAUCGACGGCAAUCAGUACCCAGCGUUGGCCAAAGACUACCAGAGGCUCGUCGACAGUAUCUUCAAAUCCAAUGCCCAAGUGUUGAGUUCUGCCAACUUCUUGUACGCACACAAACAGUACCCGAUUCUCAAGGAAUACCAACAUCUAAUCGAGCAGUCGUUUGGCGCUAAAUCACGUGAAGUGGACUUUGAACAACACGGCAAAGAAGCUGUGGACACAAUUAACGGUGACAUCAAUGCCGCCACUCGCGGCAAAAUACGCAAACUCUUCGACGACAUCGACCCGACAACCAAAAUGGUUUUGGCGAACGCCCUUUAUUUCAAAGGCCUCUGGAAGACGAAGUUCAAGAAAGAGAACACUAAGAGCCGGAAGUUUACCACAAGUAAGAAGAAGGAGAUAGAUGUGGACUUUAUGCAUCAGGUGCUUAAGGUUCCCUUUGGCUACAGCGAUGAGCUUAAGGCCUCUGCCAUUGAAUUGUCAUACGAUAAGAGCAAUGUUGUGCUCGUUAUUGUGUUACCCGAAGCAACCACUUCUCUGCCCGAACUGAAGGCACAUCUCAAUGGCCAGACACUCGACCAGUUCCUCAAACAGUUGUCUCCGACCAAAAUCGACAUUUAUUUGCCUAAAUUCAAGUUAGACUCCACUUUGCCGUUGAUUCCUAUUCUAUCGCAAAUGGGAAUCAAACAGAUCUUUGACGCAAAAAUGGCCAACUUUUCCGGUAUUACUAACGAUCCGAUCGGUCUAUACGUCGGCGAAGUCUUACAGAAGGCAGUCAUCGAAGUGAAUGAAGACGGAACAGAGGCCGCCGCAGCCACAGGUAAUUCUCUCUCUCUCUCUCUC